UACAUACUGAACACAAGAAAACUGUUGACCCAUACAAAUAGCACAUUUUUAUAGACAUUCAGUAAGAGUAUAGUAUACCUACCAAGAGACAAUUGAUACCAAUACCUACACUAUGAUUCAGUUAGAAGAAAGGGGAAUGCCUCAAAUCCCAGGAUCAAGACUAGAUGAUGGAGAAGCAAGAGAAUUACGAGGAAUGGUGGCAGACUUACUUGGACGAAGAAGUACAGGAUUUCCUGGAUCACAACCAGUAUCAUUUGAAAGAAAACAUUUAGAAGAUACUUUAAUGAAUAAAGAUUAUUUUGUAUGUGAAAAGACUGAUGGAUUAAGAUGUCUACUAUUUAUAAUAUAUGAUAGUGAAAAGGGUGAAGGAGUAUUUUUAAUUACUCGAGAAAAUGAUUAUUAUUUUAUACCAAAUAUUCAUUUCCCAUUAACCGCAAAUGAAACACUUGAAAAUAGAGAGUAUCAUCAUGGAACUCUUCUAGAUGGAGAAUUAGUAUUACAAAGUAAAAAUGUUAGUGAACCAGUACUAAGAUAUUGUAUAUUUGAUAUCUUAGCAAUAAAUAGUAAGACUGUAGUUGAUAGACCUUUAACUAAGAGGUUGGGUCAUAUUACUGAAAAUGUUAUGAAACCAUUUGAUAAAUUUAAAUUGAGGUAUCCUAAAAUUGUGAAUUCUCCUGAAUUCCCCUUUAAAGUUAGUUUUAAAAUGAUGACUUUUGCUUAUAAAGCUGAUGAUGUUUUAUCUAAAAAGGAUCAAUUAUUUCAUGAAUCUGAUGGUUUAAUCUUUACUUGUGCUGAAACUCCUUAUGUUUAUGGAACAGAUCAAUCUUUACUUAAAUGGAAACCAGCAGAAGAGAAUACCAUUGAUUAUCAAUUAGAAUUUAUAUUCAAUGAAUUCCAAGAUCCAGACAUUGAUGAAAAGGAUCCUUCAUCUACAUAUACAGACUAUGAUACUAAACCAAAUUUAAUUAAAUUGAAAGUAUGGCAAGGAGAUAGAGUUCAUACUGACUUUGCUAAAUUAGAUUUGAGUGAUGAAGAUUGGGAAAAAUUAAAGGACUUAAAUGAACCUCUUCAAGGCAGGAUAGCUGAAUGUAGACAAAGUAUUACAAAACCAGGUUAUUGGGAAAUGUUGAGAUUCAGAAAUGAUAAGAGUAAUGGAAAUCAUGUAAGUGUAGUAGAAAAGAUAUUACUCAGUAUUAAGGAUGGUGUAAGAGAACAGGAAAUAAUUGAUGCAUGUCCCGAAAUUCUGGAGAGAUGGAAAAGAAGAGAAGCUGAAAGAAGGAAACGAUCUCAUUCUCAAUCUCAUGGUCCUGUUCCUGCUCAACAUCUGGCACCAGUAAAACGUCAUCAUGAAGAAGAACGUGAACGUGAACGUGAACCAGUUGUAAAAAGACCUAAAGUCGAAGAGAGACGAGAGGUAUUAGACGAUUUACCUACUUAUGACGACAGUGAUGACGAAGACUAAACAUUUUAGAUGUAUGUAAUAUACCAAUAUGUAUAAUAUAAAGUUCUAUUAAUAAGUGUUACAACAUAAAUCAGGGAUGUAGUCUGAUUC
Molecule: messenger RNA, 1552 nt
Organism: Scheffersomyces amazonensis
Lineage: Eukaryota; Fungi; Ascomycota; Pichiomycetes; Serinales; Debaryomycetaceae
Gene: CGT1
Product: mRNA guanylyltransferase
Exons: 1
Coding region: 113-1462 (449 amino acids)
Biological process (GO): 7-methylguanosine mRNA capping
Cellular component (GO): mRNA capping enzyme complex
Molecular function (GO): mRNA guanylyltransferase activity; ATP binding
Source: RefSeq, a predicted model, not a curated record